UAUCAUUAUUGAUCUUCCUUCACUAUCUAGACUAAAUUGUCCUCGCCUUCUUGGCGCUAAGACUCCCUUCCGUCAGCUCAGUCUCUGGGCGAUUCGCCAUCUCACACUGCCACGUCCAGCGCUGCCACUGACCUGUAACUACCAUGAGCUUUCCAUCCCAUCUCGUCUCAUUCUCAUCUUCAAUAUUCCACUGUCACUACUACUGAGUAUAAUAUUUUUUUCACCUGAUCCCGCUUUCUCACGCUGAAAUUUCACCUUUUCCCAAUCCCUGUUGAGCUCGAAGGCCGACCCGACCGUCGCUCACUUUCCGAGCACCAGCCCCAACCUUAAAUAAUAGUCAGGAUCGCUCAUCGACGACAUCACCUUCGGCGCUCCGCCACCAACAUCCUCCGCUCAUCCUCUCCGUCGGGUGGUUCUGAUUAAUAACUUCUCCGGUCCAUGGCCAUUUUUACGUCUCCUAAAUCGCUUCAGAAUGUCAACGCCUUGGUUCCUCGCCAGUUCAUGACUCAAAUGUCAUCGGGGAUCAUGAAUGCUGGGGUGCUUCAGGAUGGCGGCCAUUCGAGCCAUCCAUCAUUCUUCCACCUCGUCCUUCUGGUUUUCGAAGCUGUGUUGGAGGUAGUGUGUGUCAGCUUGCCCGGUUACAUAGUUGCCAGACAGGGCAUGUUCGAUGCAGAAGCUCAGAAGUUGGUCGCUAACCUCAACGUCAUGCUGUUUACCCCAUGUCUGAUCUUCAUCAAACUUGGUUCUCAACUGACGGCCGAGAAAAUCACUGAUCUUGCCAUCAUCCCCUUUAUCUUCAUCCUUCAGACCUUCGUCUCUUAUUCAUGUGCUUGGGUUAUAUCGCGAUGUUUCCGCUUCAAAAAACGACAGGCCAAUUUUGUGGCGGCAAUGGCUGUCUUCGGUAACUCGAACUCCCUACCUAUUUCCCUCGUCAUGUCGCUUUCGCAGACCCUAAAAGGCCUUCACUGGAGCAAAGUCCCUAAUGACAACGAUGACGAAGUGGCGGCCCGUGGAAUUCUAUACCUACUCAUAUUUCAGCAAUUAGGUCAGCUCGUGCGCUGGAGUUGGGGCUAUCAUGUCCUUCUUGCUCCGAAGGAACGUUACCUGGAAGAGGCAGAUAGGGAAGACGGUGUGACCCGGAUUGAGCAAGGGCAGGAACGCUACAGCGACAACCCGAACCAAACCGACCCAGAUGAGCCACUUGUCAGAACUCGAAGCUCUGAUAGUCUUGGCCACCAUGCAGCGGGCUCUUCCGGUGACACGGAUGAGUUCAGGUCCGGUGAACAGACCCCUGUGACAGCUCAGACGUAUUCCUAUACGAAGCUGCCCACUCAUGGCCAAGAAAACAAUGAAUCAGACCGCCACCCUUCCCUGAUCGGGCCUCCCCAAGCGGACCAUUCCUUCCGCGCCAAAUUGUCGCAUGAAGGUCACCGGCACCAAAAGGGACCGUUCACACGAGUCAAGGAGUAUCUGGGGCUACGCCGUGGUCGCAUGACAAGCUGUAUCGCGAGCGGCUGGGAGAAGAGCACAAACGCAGUGUACAGUCGACUUCCGAGCCGUGUACAGAAGCCCUUGUCUGUUUGCGCUCGCGGCAUUAAAAGGUUUCUCCGUGGCCUAUGGGACUUCAUGAAUCCUCCUCUCUGGGCUAUGCUUGUGUCUAUUAUCGUGGCAUCCGUGCCGUCCCUACAGCACUUGUUCUUCGACGAGGAUACUUUCGUGAACAAUUCGGUCACCCGAGCUAUCAACCAGAAUGCUCAAGUUGCUGUACCCUUGAUCUUGGUCGUCCUAGGAGCCAACCUCGCACGAAACACUCUGUCCCAAGAAGCACUCGAAGACAUGGAGCAUCCCAAGGAAGAGAAGAAGCUCAUCAUUGCCUCGCUCGUGGCACGCAUGCUCCUGCCAACCUUGAUUAUGGCACCUCUCCUUGCUCUGCUCGCUAAACACGUCCCUAUAAGUAUCUUGGGCGAUCCGAUCUUCAUAAUCGUCUGCUUCUUGCUUACUGGAGCUCCGUCCGCUCUGCAACUGGCACAGAUUUGCCAGAUCAAUAAUGUAUACGUCUCUGCCAUGUCGAAGCUUCUGUUCCAGAGCUAUGUUGUUUGGAUUCUCCCUUCGACCCUCAUACUUGUCAUGUGUGCGUUGGAGGUCGUUGAGUGGGCUUCCGCUUCUACCUAAAUGGGCUUUAUGAUCACGAUCUGUGUAGUUUUAUGGGUUAUUCUUACCGCGUGGUGUCUGGUGUUGUGAUUUGUUUCGUUCUUUUGAUGUCUUGAUAUCGACGUGCGGCC
This is a messenger RNA of Aspergillus novofumigatus IBT 16806, 2282 nucleotides long. Its product is annotated as Auxin Efflux Carrier superfamily. NCBI's taxonomy places the organism in Eukaryota, Fungi, Ascomycota, Eurotiomycetes, Eurotiales, Aspergillaceae. Gene Ontology annotation, cellular component: endoplasmic reticulum; membrane. The transcript is spliced from 5 exons. The coding region runs from base 439 to 2172 and encodes 577 amino acids. The record is from RefSeq and is a predicted model, not a curated record. Gene Ontology annotation, biological process: transmembrane transport.